Molecule: messenger RNA, 1452 nt
Organism: Ceraceosorus guamensis
Lineage: Eukaryota; Fungi; Basidiomycota; Exobasidiomycetes; Ceraceosorales; Ceraceosoraceae
Exons: 3
Coding region: 236-1195 (319 amino acids)
Cellular component (GO): nucleus
Source: RefSeq, a predicted model, not a curated record
AUUGUGAAGCAGAUCGGUUGCUUGGCGGCCACCACUCUUUCGCACAAGUAGCGCUUACUCAUCAUCAGCUUCGCAUUGGACCUCAGCCGCACGCAAGCAGGUUUGCAGCACACCACCGUCGAACAUCUAUCUUGAGUCGCCAACGCUCCGGAAAGCAAGCAUUAGCCAGGACCCACUGGUCGCUCGAACGCCACCAGCCCGUACCUACACCUCUCGACAUUUCAACUUGCGCAACAUGGCAGCAACGACACUCAACUUUGCGACCAGCUCGAUAAUGCCGUCUCAAAGUCUAGGCUGCGGCUUUGAGUCUGCGUCGCAGAGCAGCAACGUCUCCGUGUUGCUGCGCACCUUUGCUCCUCUUCCAUCCACACUUAGUCUUUCUCUCCCAGCUCAUCUCACGCUAGGCGAUCUUUCGCUUUCUCUGAACGCUUGUUUCAAGACUUGCACUCUUCGUCUCACGACUCUGGAUGGUCUAUCACCAUGUCCAUAUCGCUCGCUGUCUUCCUUUGUCAAAAGAGACACGAAUGACAGGGCGAGCCAUGUAGAGCUCGAAGUGAGAUCGCGCUUGAGGGGUGGCAAAGGUGGAUUUGGGAGUAUGCUCCGAGCGCAGGGUGGCAAGAUGAGCGCCAAAGGCAAAGACCAGAAUACGGACUCAUGCAGGGAUCUGAAUGGUAGACGUCUCAGCACGAUGAAGCAGGCCAAGCAGCUGGCUGCGUAUAUUGCCGAAGCUCCAGCUCGCGAAGCAGCUCUCAACGAAGCGCAGGCGAAAAAGUAUGCAAAGUUGGAGAAGAUGUUGGGUCGCAAGCCGAAAGGGGAGGCCGAUUUCGUCGAGGCAGCCAAGCGAUUGGUUGAGGACGGCGACGAGCUGGAAGGCGGCGCAUCGUCACCUUUGGGGUCGGAUGAGGGUGCAGAUGGCAAGCGCCGCGAUCGAGGCGAAGGAUCUUCUGCUGGACCUGCUGAAAGGCAGACGCAGAUGCACGGAAGCAACGAGAACGGCAAAAGACAGAGACUAGAAGAUCACGAGUAUGUGGAGCAGAGCAGGGAAAUCGUAGAAGGCGUCAGGAGUGCGGUCGCGACCGCUAUGCUCAAGAAGAAGAGAAAGAUGGCCGCUGCUGCUGCUGCCGCCGCCAAGAGCAAGACGUCUUCUGCCCGGACAACCUCGACUCAGGCGCAGGCAAACGGCACGAAAGUAUGAUUCCAGUGAUCUUCCUGAUCAUCGGUCGCUCUCUCUGUACCGAACUACUCGCUCAUUUGACUCCUUCAUGAUUCAUAUACGCCCGCCCUGCUUGGCUCCUGCCCGGACAACAUCCCUCGUGUCUCUCUCUCAAUCAUCCAGCCUACCACACACGCCCAACCCAUGGCUCACAUCUGCUCAUCCUUCAUUCGUUGAUGCCCGCAUUUGUUCGGUUAACAGUGAAUCACUCCACGUGUGCAGACCUUGAACGAUGCCCA